Messenger RNA from Cutaneotrichosporon cavernicola, 1305 nucleotides. RefSeq lists its product as uncharacterized. The coding region runs from base 1 to 1305 and encodes 434 amino acids. NCBI's taxonomy places the organism in Eukaryota, Fungi, Basidiomycota, Tremellomycetes, Trichosporonales, Trichosporonaceae. The record is from RefSeq and is a predicted model, not a curated record. The transcript has 4 exons.
AUGUCCCCGCCAACUCCACUCGAGGUGGCCCGGUCGAACUUUGACCCCGUUGUCCAGCUCGAGAAGCUUCAAGCCAAUGUGAACGACAUUGUCGCUAACGCUUACGCGUGCCGCCGUGCCGCUGCCAAGGCUGACGUUCAACUCGGUGGCGGACUGGUUAGCGCUGGUUACGCCGACGGGAUGUCGUGGGAGGACGAAGCGCAGAGAUGGCACGCCGUCGCCGACAAGGCACAAGAGGACGUGGCCACUCUCAAAUCCCGGAUCGUGAAGCUCGAGAGCGACCGCAAGGCAGAUCUCGAGGCCUUCAACAGCCUCGUACGCAACAACGACGUUCUCAAGGCGGAGCUUGCCAAGCUCUCCCACUCUGCCGACACCAUCAAGGAUAUCAAGACCCAGCUUGCCGACGCCAUGCGCACUAUCGACAACCUGAAGGCCGAGCUCUCCCUCGCACCGCCGCAGGAGGACGCGAUCCGCAUAUCGCCAGCGUUACGAAAGCGUAUGACCAAGCAGGCCUGCAGCGUUUCCCCGACAACGUCAUCAAGACCGCCAUCCCAGAUGGGCGUGAGUCGUGUUUCGGCUCCGACGCCAAAUCAAGAGGAGGUCUUAGUUCAGCUACCGACAAAGCCACUGUCAGUGGCGACGGUCGCGGGAGCCGUGACGAACUUCAGUAAGACUGCCAAGCCUACGGAUGGGGUGGGUACGACCAAGGCAAUCUAUCCCCCCGCGCAGGUCGCCGUCGCCAAGUCAAGCAAUGGCACCCAAGUGCCGAUCCCUUCGGACGGCGUCGUCGCCAGCCCUGAUAGAUCCAACACGACCAACUCGCCCUCGCCCGGUACGGACAGAUCAGGCUCCACCCUAAACAGCGUUCCCAGCUACUCAUCGAAUGUUAACCAAACCGCUGCGUCUGUGAGCGUGAACGAGUCCAAAGCGCCAACCGUUUCCCUGGACCCUCUUCAGCGCGAUGUUCGCCCGGCGUACGCUGCGGCACUGUCUGUCAAGUCCCCUAACGCUGUAGACCCUCAGUUCCGGCGCAGAUUAGGUUUCCCCUCCAGCCUUACACCAACCAAGCCUCCUGCUGUUGCCGAAAUGCACAAGGCCGAGGUUAAGCCCCGCACGAAGCAGAGAAGCCCGACCACGGACUGCUCAAGUAGUGGGACCCUCUACCGGAAGGCAGAGCCAGCCUCGUCUGUGGCGGCUACGGCUCAUGCGAAAGCCAACGGGAAGACCCUCGGAAACGAGGCCAAACCUGAUAAGGGAAAGAAGAAGACGAUGCGUGCUGUUGAGGCUGACGAGAACAGGCGGUGA